This is a messenger RNA of Suricata suricatta (meerkat), 1344 nucleotides long. It is a transcript of the gene SDHD, whose product is annotated as succinate dehydrogenase complex subunit D. NCBI's taxonomy places the organism in Eukaryota, Metazoa, Chordata, Mammalia, Carnivora, Herpestidae. Gene Ontology annotation, molecular function: heme binding; ubiquinone binding. Gene Ontology annotation, cellular component: mitochondrial envelope; membrane. The transcript has 4 exons. The coding region runs from base 80 to 559 and encodes 159 amino acids. The record is from RefSeq and is a predicted model, not a curated record. Gene Ontology annotation, biological process: mitochondrial electron transport, succinate to ubiquinone; tricarboxylic acid cycle.
UUCUUUCGUUAUCGAGCUGGGGGAGUUGUCGAGUGACUGCUUCCGGGUGGCUGGGUGACCUUGAGCCUUCGGGAGAGCGAUGGCGAGUCUUUUGAGGCUGAGUGUCCUGUGCGGUGCGCAAGGAGGCCGAGCUCUGUGUCUCCGAAUUCCAGUGGUCAGACCUGCUUACGUCUCCGGAUUUCUCCAGGACCAACCCGCCCCAGGACGGUGUGGAGCUCGACACAUUCACCUGUCACCCAGCCGCCAUGCUGGUUCCAGGGCUGCGUCGCUCCACUGGACUGGCGAGAGGGUGGUCAGCGUUCUGCUCCUGGGCCUCGUUCCAGCUGCGUAUUUGAGUCCCAGCUCCGCGAUGGACUACUCCUUGGCCGCGGCCCUCACGCUCCACAGUCACUGGGGCCUUGGACAGGUGGUUACUGACUAUGUUCACGGAGAUGCUUUGCAGAAGACUGCCAAGGUGGGCGUUUUGGCCCUGUCCGCUUUAACCUUCGCUGGGCUGUGUUACUUCAACUAUCACGACGUGGGCAUCUGCAGAGCUGUUGCCAUGCUCUGGCAGCUCUGAGCUUUCUGACUUCCUCCUGCGCGAACCGGUUGUGCAGCUCUUUGCCUCUGCCCUGUCCUGCCGCUCAGCUCGCGAUAGCAGGAGAUCACAGAUGAGUCCACUGGGGAGACACAGCUCUUCUGACCGCCUGGUGGUUUUCAGGAUUUAGUCUUUGAGGAAAAGGUUCAAGAGUAAUUGUAUCCAAAAAAUUUGGGGACUGAGUUCCUCAUUCUGGUCCAUUUCUGGGGUUGUCUCCCAGCUUCACACAAGACUCAGCAUAACUAGACAUUACACAUGAGCUUUUGCCUGUUAGCUUUUCAGAUUCUUAAAGGGAAUUCAGCUUUAUUGAUAAUCUAUCAAUACCUGAUCAAGUGUCUGUGUUUGUCCUGGGAAUGAUGGAAAAGGGAAAGACUGUUAAUUCACAUGGAAAGAUUUUCCAGAAAAUCAGUCCGUGUUUAAUUUUUGGAACCAGUUAUUGAUGGUUACAUGUCCUAGGGAAACUUUAAAGUUAGGAGACACGAGACACUGCUUCCUGACAUUACUUAUUUCUGAGACCUGCCAAGGGGAGCCUGGACAGCUUCUGAGUGUAGAAAAAUUCCGGGUGGGGAAGAGGCCCCGUAGUAGAUGUGUCAAAAUAUCACAGAUGCUGCACUGAGACUCAAUCCUCAAAUGUGUUUAUUUUACUUGUUCUAAUGAUGUUCUACAAAUAUAAAACUACGUAAUAAAUUGUUAUUUUCCCACUGUAGGAAUCUCUAAUGUGAAAAUGUAUUCUAUGGAAAUAAAGGUUUUUUUUUUAAAGAAUAAAA